Plodia interpunctella (Indianmeal moth) is the source of this 1072-nucleotide messenger RNA. It is a transcript of the gene Sgt1, whose product is annotated as suppressor-of-G2-allele-of-skp1. The record is from RefSeq and is a predicted model, not a curated record. Gene Ontology annotation, molecular function: protein-folding chaperone binding. The coding region runs from base 150 to 806 and encodes 218 amino acids. The transcript is spliced from 6 exons. Lineage: Eukaryota; Metazoa; Arthropoda; Insecta; Lepidoptera; Pyralidae.
AGUGUGAAAUAAAGUAAAAGUGAAGGCGUAGUUUGAAGGCAAUGAGAUUUGUUUUCAUCAAUAAUUGAUUACAUUUUGUUACUAAAAUAAUUAAAUAACACGUCGAAAGAAUUCUUGUAAUUAUCUACUCAAGAACAAGAGCUAAAAUAAUGUCUGAUACAAAGGAAACGGCACCUGGUGAGCCUGUAAAGCCGAGAAUAAAACACGACUGGUAUCAGACUGACGCUCAGGUCGUCGUCACCAUCUUGUUGAAGAAUGCGCCGGUUGAUAAAGUCAAGGUGCAUUAUGGGGAGAGAAACCUUUCUGUAACUAGUGCUAUGCCUGGAACUGAUGCGGAGUACAGUCUAGAGAUAGAACUGGCUCAUGAGGUUGUACCGUCUAUGUGUUCCUAUACUGUGACGCCGUCUAAGAUCGAAGUCAAGUUGCGCAAGAAAGAGGGGCUGAGAUGGACCCUUUUGGAGGGGGAGGGCAAGGAAGAGCAGGUCAAGGCUAUACCUCAAGCGGUGCUCGACGCAUCAGGUCCGGUACAGCAGCAGCCGCCCAAACUGUUCAGAAAGGACUGGGACAAGAUUGAAAAGGACAUCAAGAAGAUGGAAGAAGAGGAAAAGCCGGAAGGGGACGCUGCCCUGAACGCUCUCUUCCAGAAGAUAUACGGAGAAGGCAGCGACGAGGUGCGCCGCGCUAUGAACAAGAGUUUUGUGGAAUCGGGCGGCACAGUUUUGAGCACCAAUUGGAACCAAGUGGCCAAGGAGAAGGUGGAUGUGAAGCCACCAGAUGGACUUGAGUUCAAAAAAUGGGAGAACUAAAGAAACGAAUUCAUGUCCUGAUAAUGCAUUUUGUCAUGGAUAGUUACACCACUAAUAGUAGAUCGCAUAUAACUCUUAUGGAUGGAUAAGAUACCUUAUUUGUUGUUAAUAGGGUUCAUAAUGAUUUGUCUUCUAAAAUAUGUAGAUUUUAUGGCAUAAUUAAUUUACACAUAAGUUUUAUUCUCAAUAUACUCAAAAUGUGUUUAGUUUUAUUUUGAGGAUAAGACUGUACGCUAUGAAUUAAAAUAAAUAUUUGAAAAUUAAAA